Messenger RNA from Ambispora gerdemannii, 1458 nucleotides. NCBI's taxonomy places the organism in Eukaryota, Fungi, Glomeromycota, Glomeromycetes, Archaeosporales, Ambisporaceae. The record is from the annotation of a GenBank genome assembly.
AUGUUGGCUAAUUGUUUCUUCAUAGCUCUCGGUUCUACAGCUGGACCCGGAGUUGUUGAAUUUUGGAAAAAAUUUCUCGAUGCAAAAAUAGUUUUCCCGAUACCACAAGAUAUGGAAGAAGCUGAAUUAAAUGUUUUAAAAUCUUAUUACACAAUCGAAAGCGGUCAUGUCUGUCUAAAUAAAGGUGUGGUUACCGAUUCAGAUGGUAUGCUAUACAACAAUGGAGAGAUCACUAAUAUACGAUUGCCGUCAAAGCUGAUGGAUAGUUUUGGAGGGAUUCUGUGCUUGCCGAAUGGCGUUUUCUUUCUCGGAGACGAGCGCGAAUAUGGAUCGAAACUUCUCAUACGAAAUUGCUAUCUGCAGUUGCUCGAGUUAAUCGAAAAAGAAUGUGGUAAAGAGGGCCCAGCCUCUACUGGUUACGCAAUUACCGGUACACCUGGUAUCGGAAAGACAUAUUUUGGAUUAUACCUCCUCUUUUACAUUCGUUACAAAUAUCCUAAAGCGACAAUUAUCUGGAGGGGUGAUGAAAAUAAAUGCUAUCAAUUCUCGCCAGAUGGUAAUGUGCAAAAAGGGAAUUUCAGCCUGUUUGACAAGAUGCUAGGAAAUUCUGAUAACUUCUACAUUGCUGAUGCACAUACUAUGACACGGUGUGAAGCCUAUAAGAUCCUGCUCACAUCACCAAAGGCAGAAAGAUUCAAUGAGGCUGUAAAAUGGAAUGGUUUUACCCAAUAUUAUAUGCCAGUUUGGGAACUCGAGGAAAUUACCGCACUUUGGACUCUUCUAUAUAAAGGCAAGAAAAAUAAAGAAGGUAAAGAGUUCACAUUUGAAUUAUUCGGGUCCUUGCUAGACCGGUGGGGUCCAAUACCCAGGUCAGUUCUUUUAAAGUGGGAUGAUGAGACAUAUCAAAAGAAAUUCAAUAGAUUAAUUGACGAAACCGAUUUGGAAGGCUGUAUGAACUCCAUUGAUCGUGAAGGCAUGCCCAAAGAUACUAUUAGUGGUAGACUCGUACAUCUCGAUGUAGAUUCAACAUUUACGGAAGUUGUGUAUCGUUUUGCUUCUCCGAUGGUAUCUAAUUCAAUAAUCCAGAAAUAUGAAACUAAAACAAAAACAAAGGUUCGUGAUUUCAUUAUGAGCAGUCAUGAAUAUUCAACGGGUGCUGGAUUUCGAGGCAACCUCUUUGAAGAUCUUGCCCAUAAAGAGUUGCAAAGGGGUAUUAUGUUUAGAAUACGGUGUCUGAAUGAUGAUAACUCAGAGAUUACUGAAAGACAUAUCCAGAAACUGGAAUGUAAUUGGUUCAUGACAUUGAAUGAGGCACAUAAAGAGCAUUAUAACAGACCAAAAUCAAAGACAUUUGCAUCGAUUGAUUCUUUUAGCCUUGAUAACAACACCUUGGCCUUGUACCAAAUUACUGUUUCAAAGAAUCACGGCAUAAAGGUAAUGAUAAUGGACAUGUUAUAG